CAGUUCCUGUCCCCGGCCCCGGCGCCGGGGAGACGUGAGCGUGCACACGUACACACACAGCGGGGGAAGAGGCGCUCCGAGCGGCGCCCAACUUUCUCCCAGCUUCCGCGGGCCGGGGGAGAAAGCAGCCGGGGCGAUGUAGCCCCGGCCGCGCUUGCGGAGGAAGCUCCAACAAGAAAGAAGAGAUGGAGAGAAUUUCCCCGGGUUUGGUUUUGGGGGUUUGUUUUUGUUUUAACCAUUUACAUCGAUGAUUGGAGAGUAAAAGGAACCCGGACCAGGGCGGCGAGUAGCGCUUUGGGAAAAUGGAAGAGUGUGUUUGGAGACGCGUAAAGUUGCCUUUCAAGCUCCGACCUCCGGGGCAAGCGAUGCUCCGCGGAGGGCUGACUCAGGGCUGCCUGGGCCUCACAGCCACCCGCCUGGAAAUGAUGCAAGUCCAGUCGGUCACCUGGAUCCCUGCAGCCCGGCCCGGAAUCCGUCUGGAUUGGGGGAGGGGCGAGGAACUGGCACCCUAGGUGUUGCACCGCCCACCAAAUCGGAGCAAAAAGAAGGGGGGAAGAUGGGCCAGCUGCUCAGGCCAAGUCCUGUAUCUAGUGCUUCUGCUCCUAUCUGAGUUUGAGAGUUGUGGUGGUGUUUUUUUUUUUUUUUUUUUUCUUAAUGCAAAGCGUCACAAAGACAGGAAUUCCCAUAUGUGCUCAGUUUGCCCCCAGCGUCACUGUGCCCAGGAGACUCCCAAUCUGUCAAGGCUCGGGGUUGGGAAGCUCACUCAAUUCCAAACGACAGAAAGGAAACUUUCCCAGCACUCUGCGGGUGUGAUGCGAGCCAGGGAACGCUGUCCCAGCGCAGAUCGUCGCCUCCCGCCCUUCUUUAGCUACAAUCGGAGCUGGGAUUCACUUUUAUUUUUUUAAAGUGCCUUCGGCCAUAGCUCUGGAGCAUCAGCACACGCGCACGCAUCUUCGGCCGCGCUCACACUCGUACACGCACGCAAACGCGUGGCCGCCGCCAGGUCGGCAACUUUGUCGGGCGCUCCCAGCGGCGCUCCGCUUCCUCCUGUAGUAGUUGGGCGCAGGCCCCGCCUCCCAGCCGUGUUGUCAAACGGGCCGGGGUCUCGGAUUGGUCCAGCCGCUGGGACAACACCUGCUCGACUCCUUCAUUCAAGUGACACCAGAGCUUCCAGGGAUAUUUGAGGCACCAUCCCUGCCACUGCCGGGCACUCGCGGCGCCGCUAACGGCCUGGUCACAUGCUCUCCAGAGAGCUACGGGAGGGCGCUGGGUAACCUCUAUCCGAGCCGCGGCCGCGAGGAGGAGGGAAAAGGCGAGCAAGGAGGAAGAGUGGGAGGAGGAGGGGAAGCGGCCAAGGAGGAGGAAGAGGCGGAGGGGAGCACAAAGAAUCCAGGUCUCCGGGAGGGAGGUUUAUACCAAGAACCAUGUGUGCCGAGCGGCUGGGCCAGUUCGUGACCCUGGCUUUGGUAUUGGCCACCUUCGACCCGGUGCGGGGGACCGACGCCACCAACCCGCCGGAGGGUCCCCAAGACAGGGGCUCCCAGCAGAAAGGCCGCCUGUCCCUGCAGAACACAGCGGAAAUCCAGCACUGUUUGGUCAACGCUGGCGAUGUGGGGUGUGGUGUGUUUGAAUGUUUCGAGAACAACUCUUGUGAGAUUCGAGGCUUACAUGGGAUUUGCAUGACUUUUCUGCACAACGCUGGAAAAUUUGAUGCCCAGGGCAAGUCAUUUAUCAAAGAGGCCUUGAAGUGCAAGGCCCAUGCUCUGCGGCACAGAUUCGGCUGCAUAAGCCGGAAGUGCCCAGCCAUUAAGGAAAUGGUGUUCCAGUUACAACGGGAGUGCUACCUCAAACACGAUCUGUGCUCUGCCGCCCAGGAGAACACCCGAGUCAUGGUGGAGAUGAUUCACUUCAAGGACUUGCUGCUGCACGAACCCUACGUGGACCUGGUGAACCUACUGCUGACCUGUGGGGAGGAGGUGAAGGAGGCCAUCACCCACAGCGUUCAGGCUCAGUGUGAGCAGAACUGGGGAAGCCUGUGCUCCAUCUUGAGUUUCUGCACCUCAGCCAUCCAGAGGCCUCCCACGGUGCCCCCUGAGCGCCAGCUCCAGGUGGACAGAGCCAAGCUCUCUAGGGCCCACCACGGAGACACAGGUCACCACCUCUCGGAAGCCAGUAGUCGGGAGACGGGCCGAGGUGUCAAGGGUGAGCGGGGUAGCAAAAGCCACCCAAACGCUCAUGCCCGGGGCAGAGCAGCCGGCCACGGGGGCCAGGGAACUUCUGGAAGCAGCGAGUGGGAGGAGGAACAGUCUGAAUACUCCGAUAUCCGGAGGUGAAACGAAAGGCUUGGCCGGGAAAUCUUUCCUCCAUGCCGUCCAUUUUCUUCUCUAUGGACAUUCCAGAACAUUUGCCAUUAAAGAGGGGGGAUGUCACACGCAGGAUUUGGUGGGGAUUGCGGACUUGAUGAAGGCGUGUGCUAGCGGAACGAACAGGUGAGGCGGAGACGGCCUGGGCAGCGGCGAGGUCUCGGCUGUGCCCGGUGGGUUCCACACUUGCACAUCCUGAAGUGAGCGUGCCUCGCAGCCUCCUUGCAACUUUGUCUUCUUUCCAACCGUGGAGCCACUGGGCAGCGGCCUGCGGUUUGCUCUGCUGUGGGGGAGGUGGGCCAGGGAAGGGCAGGGGUCGGCAGGCCCCCCAGCUAGACCUCGCACUUGGUGCUGGGCCCCGGCCCGCAUCUUCCGGUGCUGUCUUGGCAGAGGGCGGCUGGAUUCGGAUGCAGGGGUGAAUGUAAAAAUCGAGCUGGGAGUCAGAAGGGUGGAGAGGAGACAGGGCCGUGUGGGUGCUUGGUGCCGAACGGAAGUUCCGUUUCUUGCAUGGGACCUUGAGGUUUAGAGCUGCUUGGGACGGGGAGGGCAAGGGUUCUACGUGUAAGUUCUGAGCCAUUGUUCUGUCUGGGGGACCAUGUCCGAGGGAGUGGCCCCUGUGUGUUUGUAUAUUAACCACUGCUUCAAAUCUCUAUUUCACUUUUUUAUUUAUCCAGUUACAUCUACAUACCUGUCGUCUAAAUAAAUGGCUUUCAAACAAAGCAACUGGGUCAUUAAAACCAGCUCAAAGGAAAAAGAAAUACAGCCCAUCUUUGGGGGCUGCGUUUUUUUUUUUUUUUCUUUUGAGUGAUAUUUUAAAAGGAAUCAAAGAACGGUGUACCUGUACAUCUAACUGCCUGGCGUGGGCUUCUAGCCACUUAGGGCAGACCACACACCCGGAGGAAAAUGCACACACGAGGAGUACCUUUGGCAGGUUUUCUUUACCAUUUUGUUACCUCUCCUUGACCCUCAGCCCAGAUCGAUAAAGCCCUGUACCCGAUGCCAUGAGGCCAAGUUGGAAACGUGGCUUCUGGGUUUAGAGCAUGGAAAGGUGGAGAAGAGAACCAGAGACUGUGAUUUCCCGCGAGCAAUGCUGAGCUUUUUUACAUAAAUGGAGGAGACCGCCAGGAAGCACUGAGAGACAGGAUUUUCCAGACCCGGACUGGAAAUUUAGCAACGAAGAAAAGAGUCCGAGUGGACAAAAGAAAGACAGAGCGGAGGGACAGAAGUAAAAUUCUAAGGCAAGGAGGGAGAGGAUUAUAAUAGAGGGUCAGCGCUGGGGUUCUUGUGAUCGUUCAAAAUGUUCCAUAGAUAGGCCCUUUCUUUCCCACUGGGUUAUCACAUUAAAGCUUAUCCUUUCUUGCAGCCAGUACUCAAAUAGAAGGCCAGUAUUACAAAGAAUAGACGGGUGUUCUGGGCCAGCUCCUUCUAGAGCAACGGUCAGCAAACUCUUUCUGUAAAAGUCCAGAUAGUAAGUACACUAUUUUCAGUUUGGUGGGUCAUGUGGUUUCUGUCCCAAAGACUCAACUCUGCCAUUAUAGCAUGAAAGCAGGCAUACAGAGACAACACAUAACAAAAGGGGUUUGGCUCCACUCCGGUAAAAUUACAUUUAACAGGUGCCCAACCGGAUUUGGCUCUUGGGCCUGAGUGUUCUGACCCCCGUUCUAGUGAGUUGGCAAAAAAGGAAGCAUCCUCCAUUUAUAUCAGCUUAUAGCUCUCCCUCAAAGCAACCUGAGGCCAGAGAUAGAGAAGCUAAAUUUAUCUGCUCUAACAUAACUUGUUCCAGGGAAUGCCCUGACCCCAACCCAGCUAGUAUGUAUAUACCCCAAAUCCAAUCUCCUUUGGUUGCAGCCUCCGGCUGGAAGGUCAUCUCCCCGAAUCUUUCAUGUGCACGGUGGAAAGAAACCAUUUGGGUAUGGGGGGGGGGGGGGUGGGGGAAGGUGACAAAAUGCUGGGAGAAGCACCUAGAAAGAGCUAGAGCUGUAGGAAGCAGAAAAGAUGGUGCACUGAAGCCAGCUCUGCCUGCGGGGGGAGGAGGAGCGAUGUGUCAGGCUCUGCCAUGGGAACCGAGCGUAAACCAUGGCUGUCUCAUGCCAUGGGCCACUGCAGCACGUUGACUGUUUCACUUACAUCACUCAAAGGCUGAAACAAUAACAUUCUCCCGCGUUGCUGGGUCAGCUGUUCGUUUGUUCGUCGGCUCCUGGGCUGGAUGUGUGAAAGGCAUCGCUUUUAUAUUUUCCUCAGUGUAAAUGUUUUAUGUGUUCGCCUACUGAUGUCCUGUUUGUUGCUUCCAUUGUAAAUAUUUGUCAUUUGUAUUUAUUAUCUCCGUGUUUUCCCCCCAGGCAUCAAAUUGCUUAUUAUGUCCAUUUAAACCCCUUCACUGAUCUCGGUUGUAUAUUUUUCAUUGCCACUGGUUUGUUUCUUCUCAGAAGUCAGGUAGAUCUCCUUUGGUUCUGGUUCGUAAUGUUUCGAGGCAUACGGUAGUAUUUAUUGCUGAGGUUCUUUUGCUCGAAACUGAGUAAAGUCCAAAUUCCUGUAAGGGUUGACAGAGGCAUUUGUACAAUCUAAAAUGUAAGCAAAGAAGUCAUUAAAAAUAGACACUCAGCUUGGGCUUCAUACUUCAUACAAAUUUACUCAUGAGCCUUCCUUUAAGGAAGGAUGUGGAUUUCCAAAUAAAGAUACGGUGUUUAUUUUGAGCUUUGCAUCUUAACAAGAUGAUCUGAACACCUCUCCUUUGUAUCAAUAAAUAGCCCUGUUAUUCUCAAAGGAGAGGACCACCCUAGUACCAUGAAAUGCUGACACCUGACACCAAAUAAAUAGAAAACACCAGCCCAGAGCUGUAGUCAUACUUAGACACACACACAAAGAGAGAAACUUAAGCGUGAACCAAGCAAAAGGCUUUUCUAGAACAACAUGGAAAAACAAUGCUACCAGGGCCCAUUUCCUACGGAAGAACAACCUCAUCUGAUCUCAGAAUUGGCACCACGUGAGCUUGCUAAGUCAUAACGUCUAUCUCUGUUACGGAUUUAGGCAGCAGGACCUGUACACUGUCACAUGGCAUUAUUUUUCUCCAAUCGUGAAUAAAGAUUUGAAAUCAA
Felis catus (domestic cat) is the source of this 5458-nucleotide messenger RNA. RefSeq names its product stanniocalcin 2 (gene STC2). Gene Ontology annotation, cellular component: extracellular region. The transcript has 4 exons. Gene Ontology annotation, biological process: intracellular calcium ion homeostasis. Lineage: Eukaryota; Metazoa; Chordata; Mammalia; Carnivora; Felidae. Gene Ontology annotation, molecular function: hormone activity. The record is from RefSeq and is a predicted model, not a curated record. The coding region runs from base 1425 to 2333 and encodes 302 amino acids.